CCGCGCGGGCUGCUCCGGCGACGGCCCCGUGCGAGCGCAGCGGCACCGAGCGGUUCCCCCCCCCCCCCCCCGCGGCGGCGGGGCCGGGACCAUGCGGGCGGCGGCGGCGGCCCCCGGGGCGCCCUGAGCGCGGCGGCAGCGAGCCAUGGCCGGGGCGGCGGCGCUGACGGCGGUGCGCACCGAGGGCGCGGACCGGCCCGGCGGGGCCCCCCGGUGCGGCCGCCGCGGGCUGCUGGGGGCUCCGCGUCCCGGGGCCGCCGCCGCCGCCGCCCGCCCCGCCGCGGCCCCGCGCUGCUGCCGCCGCCGCCUCCAGAACUGCCUCUACAACGUGCUGGAGCGGCCCCGCGGCUGGGCCUUCGUCUACCACGUCUUCAUAUUCCUCCUCGUCUUCAGCUGCCUGGUGCUCUCCGUCUUCUCCACCAUCCAGGAGCACCAGAAACUGGCCAACCAGUGCCUGUUCAUCCUGGAGUUCGUCAUGAUCGUGGUGUUCGGCAUGGAGUACAUCGUCCGCGUCUGGGCGGCCGGCUGCUGCUGCCGCUACCGCGGCUGGAGGGGCCGUUUCCGCUUCGCCAGGAAACCCUUCUGCGUGAUAGAUUUCAUCGUCUUCAUCGCCUCGGUGGCCGUCAUCGCCGCCGGCACCCAGGGCAACAUCUUCGCCACGUCGGCACUGCGCAGCAUGCGCUUCCUGCAGAUCCUGCGCAUGGUGCGCAUGGACCGCCGCGGCGGCACCUGGAAGCUGCUGGGCUCCGUCGUCUACGCUCACAGCAAGGAGCUCAUCACAGCCUGGUACAUCGGCUUCCUCGUCCUCAUCUUCGCCUCCUUCCUCGUCUACCUGGCCGAGAAGGAUGCCAACGGGCAGUUCGCCACCUACGCCGACUCGCUGUGGUGGGGCACGAUCACCCUCACCACCAUCGGCUACGGCGACAAGACGCCCCAGACGUGGCUGGGCCGGAUGCUGGCGGCCGCCUUCGCCCUGCUCGGCAUCUCCUUCUUCGCGCUGCCGGCCGGCAUCCUGGGCUCCGGCUUCGCCCUCAAGGUGCAGGAGCAGCACCGGCAGAAGCACUUUGAGAAGAGACGGACGCCGGCGGCAAACCUCAUCCAGGCCGCCUGGCGCCUGUACUCGACGGACGCCGGCCGCGCGUACCUGACCGCCACGUGGUGCUACUACGACAGCCUGCUGCCCUCCUUCAGAGAGCUGGUCCUAAUCUUUGAGCAUUUGCACCGAGUCCGCAACGGAGGAAUUAGGAAUUCAGAGGUGAAAAAAUGGCCUGACGGAGCCCCACCGCCUUAUCAGUCCUUCACCUCUGGCCCGAAAAGCGUCAGCCCCGCCACUUGUGCGGGGGAAAGCAACAAGAUGGGCAUCAAGGACCGCAUCCGCCUGAGCACCCCGCAGCGGCAGGGCAGCCGGGGCAGGCAGCCGCUGGGGCCACCGCUGCACCGCUCCCCCAGCACCGAGGACGUCCCCGAGGCCGCCAGCCCCACCAAGGUGCAGAAGAGCUGGAGCUUCAACGACCGGACCCGCUUCCGGGCGUCGCUGCGGCUCAAAGCCCGGCUGCCGGCGGAGGCGCCCGCUCUCGCGCCCGCAGCCGACUGCCCGCCCGAGGACAGCAGCGAGGAGAAGAGCUCCCAGUGCGACCUGGCUGCUGAGGACGUCAUGCCGGCGGUGAAGACCCUCAUCCGGGCCGUCAGGAUCCUGAAGUUCCUGGUGGCCAAGAGGAAGUUCAAGGAGACCUUGCGGCCCUACGACGUCAAGGACGUCAUCGAGCAGUACUCGGCCGGCCACCUGGACAUGCUGGGCAGGAUCAAGAGCCUGCAGACGCGCGUGGACCAGAUCGUGGGCAGGGGGGCCCUCGCCGCCGACAAGAAGGCCCGGGAGAAGGUGGAGAAGCCGGUGCUGGAGCCGGAGCUGGUGGACGAGCUCAGCAUGAUGGGCCGGGUGGUCAAGGUGGAGCGGCAGGUGCAGUCCAUCGAGCACAAACUGGACCUGCUGCUCGGCCUCUACUCGCAGUGCCUCCGCAAGGGCUCCAGCAACUCCUUCAGCCUGGCCGCCGUGCAGGUGCCCCGCUGCGAGCCCGACAUCACCUCCGACUACCACAGCCCCGUGGACCACGAGGACAUCUCCGUCUCCGCCCAGACCCUCAACAUCUCCAGGUCGGCCAGCGCCAGCAUGGACUGAGCAGGAGGUGGCAGGGCAGGGCCACGAGAGCCGCGCGAGGGGCCGGGGAGCGGCGGCCGGCCUCCUCCGCCGGGUCUCCCAGUUUUACUUGAAACGCGUCUUCCUUCGCGGGCGAAUCGCCUGGUCCGGGAGCCGCGCGGGUGCCGAGCACGGCUGCAGCUGGUGCCCGCUCUGGGCACGGGGCAGGAGCCCCGAGGCGCUGCUCUGCGCACGGACCCCACUCCUGCAGCCCUCCUGCCCUUCCCGGAGGGAGCAGAGCCCCAGCCGGGGCUCCAAACGCGACCCCCGCUCCGUCCCCAGCCCUCCGGGAGCCGAGCCGGAGGCACCGACAGCUAUGCAAGGCUGGGUGGCCCUUCGGUGGCUGGUGCUGGCGUUGCGGCCCGCCUGAAUGUGGUUUUAUCUGUGGAGCUCCCGGCCGCGGCGGUGGCCGGGGCCUGCCCGGAUUGGGGGGGUUGGGGGGGGGUCCGUCCCCCCUCGCCCACCUCCGCCUGGGCUUUCUCUCGCCCUGCUCGCAGGGCUGCAGCUCGGUACCUCUAGAAGCACAGCAGAGCCUUCUGCCUGCCCGUGCAUGCUCCCAAGGCAAUAUAUAUAUAGGAGAUAUAUAUAUAUAUGUUUAUGCAACAAUGUCUGAAUAUGCAACGCCCCUGGGCAGAGCAGCCCGCGGGGACAUAGGCAAUAAGCCUCUCCCCGGGCAGCACGCAGCGCUGGGUUCCUCCCUCGUGGCCCUGCUGCCUUGGCAGCGUGCGGCCGAGCCCGGCUGCUCUGGGGACCCAGCCGCUGCGCCGUGCGGAGCCGCGGGGACGCAGACGCGGGCGAUGGGGACGGUGGUCCCCGAGGAGCGUCCCUGCCCAGUGCCACCCGUGCCGCCUUGCACGCCGGUCGCAGCAGAGCCGCUGCCGCUCGCUCCCUGCCCCGCUCCUCUCUGCUGCUGGGAGGCCCCGGCGCUGCUUUCCGCUCCCCGCGUGCCGGGGGACAGCAAUGAUCACGGUCGUGCCAAAGUUUGCCCAGGGCUGGGCCUGGCUCCCGCUCCUGCGUGGCUGGGGGCUCGCGGGGUCUCCAGCCCCCCCUUUCCAACGUCCCCCGUGCCCAGCCGCGGUGCCCCCAUCCCGCUUGUUUCUCUCGCCCCCUUCGUGCAUGGGGCCAGCACGGGCCCUGCCGGAGCCGCUCGCAGCCCCCCGCCUGCUCGUGCACGUGUCUCCGCGCGGGUGCCCGGCCCGGCAGCGGCGGGAUGCGCGGCGGGAUGCGCGGCGGGAUGCGCGGCCGCGGGGCGAGGGUGCAUGCGACAGCUUUGCCGCACCAGCGCGCACAGUAACUAACUCGUAGCCUCCUCCCCGGGCUGGCUGGUGCCGCAGACCUCCCCAGCCGGCGGUAGUUACCUCACUUUAUUAACUUAUUAACUUAUUCGUUCCAUUAAAGUUGGAAGCAGAA
Molecule: messenger RNA, 3604 nt
Organism: Dromaius novaehollandiae (emu)
Lineage: Eukaryota; Metazoa; Chordata; Aves; Casuariiformes; Dromaiidae
Gene: KCNQ4
Product: potassium voltage-gated channel subfamily Q member 4
Exons: 14
Coding region: 146-2176 (676 amino acids)
Biological process (GO): potassium ion transmembrane transport
Cellular component (GO): voltage-gated potassium channel complex; membrane
Molecular function (GO): voltage-gated potassium channel activity
Source: RefSeq, a predicted model, not a curated record